AGGUACCUGAGCCACGCGUGGGACGGCUACGUCGAUUCCGACGAGUACACGGAGGAGGACGCCAACGAGAGCACGGUCAUCGAGAGUACCGCGGCCCCCGAGGGCUCCGAGAGCGCCGAGGGCUCCGAGAGCGCCGAGGCCGCCGCGGCCGCGGAGGGCGCCGCCGCCGAGAACGCCUCCGCCCCGGACGCCGCCGUCGCGAAGGCCCCGGAGCCCGUGGUGGGCGUCGACCCAGAGGACCUGCCCGCCGUCAACGGCGAGGCAAUCGCGGUGCGCACGGCGGAGAGCGCGACCGCAGAGGCGACGGAGAACGCGACGGCGGAGGCCACCUCUCCCAUGGAGGAGUGGCUGAACGAGUGGUGGGCCCCAGAGAACGCCUCCAGCCAGCCCGACGCCGAGGAGCGGCUGCCAGCGGUCGACGGGGAGGGGCGGUUCGUCGACGCGGAGACAGCGACGGCGAUUGCUGCCGCGAAGAAUGCAGCAGAGGUUGCCGCGGAGAAUGAGACAGCCGACACCGCGCCCUUGGCGAGGGUGGACGAGGACGGGCGGGAGGCUGACGCGGAGAACGCUAAGGCGGUCGCAGAGGCUGCCACGGAGAAUGCAGCAGCGGUUGCCGCGGAGAAUGAGACAGCCGACACCGCGCCCCUGGCGUGGGUGGACGAGGACGGGAGGGAGGCUGCCGCGGAGGACACGAAGGCUGCCAUGGAGAACGCGACAGCUGAUGCGGCGCCCGCGGCGGAGGCCACCCCGCCGGAGGAGGGGAAGCCGGCCGCCGCGAAGGAGGCGGGCAAGAGCACCGCGGAGGCCUUGGAGCCCGCGGUGGGCGUCGACCCAGAGGACCUGCCCGCCGUCAACAACGAUGCGGUCGAGGUGCGCACGGAGGGCUCGAGCCUCGACUCGGCGGAGAACGCGACGGCUGAUGCCGCCUCUCCGCUGGACGACACCUCGGAGGCGCCGCUGCCGGUGCUCGACGGGGACGGGCGCCGGGCGACUGCCGCCGCUGCCGCGCAGGCGGUGCCCGCCGCCGCGCCGAUGGCGGCGGCCGGCGCGGCGGAGGGAGGCGGCGACUUGCGGGGAAGGCCGAGCGGCGGAGGCGCCGGCGCCAGCGCAUGGCAGCGGCGCGGCGGAGGGCCGAGGGCCGCGCGAAGGAGUGAGCAGUCCUCCUUCUCCUUCCCCGCCGUCUCUUCCUGCUCCCUCCUUCUCCUUCUGUCUCUUCCCUCCCCCUCCUCGAUCUAGCGCCUGCUUUCUGACGCCUGCCGGCUGCCCUGCAUGGGGCAGUCAGUUUAGCCCGCAGUUGCGAACUCUGCAGAUUGGUUUCGCAGUGACUCGCCAAUGCAUGGAAAAAUGCCGCUUCAAGGCCCCAGAUGUCUGACUUGUGUUACCAGGUGUCUGACUUUUGCCAGCAUUUGUAUAGUAGAAUUCGGUCUGGUUCCGAGCGUCUCUUCGGCCAGCCUGAGUUACCUUCGUCCAGAUGCCUCCGGCACGCCCAGCCACCAUGCUAACGCGGCAUGGCGCGUAACGCGACACCCUGAAAGGGGGGGAGCGCACAGAGGCGGUAUGAUGACCACUGCGUGCCAGGGGUCGCGGCGGCGGACCGCCCGUUCGUCUCUCAUGAUGAGCUCCCCCGACCUGCUGCGGUGCCUCGCCGCUCUGGAGAAAAGUCGUUCGCCCUGCUGCUGCGCCUCCUCCACUCCCCCCCUGUCCCGUCACCUCCCCCCCGCCUCGCCUCCCGUCUCCCUUUGCU
Messenger RNA from Prorocentrum cordatum, 1744 nucleotides. The record is from the annotation of a GenBank genome assembly. NCBI's taxonomy places the organism in Eukaryota, Dinophyceae, Prorocentrales, Prorocentraceae.